This is a messenger RNA of Cydia pomonella (codling moth), 2234 nucleotides long. RefSeq names its product transmembrane protease serine 11G-like. The record is from RefSeq and is a predicted model, not a curated record. The transcript is spliced from 8 exons. Bases 651 to 2072 code for a protein of 473 amino acids. Gene Ontology annotation, biological process: proteolysis. NCBI's taxonomy places the organism in Eukaryota, Metazoa, Arthropoda, Insecta, Lepidoptera, Tortricidae. Gene Ontology annotation, molecular function: serine-type endopeptidase activity.
CUAUGGGAUAAAAAACCGGACGCCUGCCUAAUAAAACAGUUUUCCAUUUUAUUUUGUUAUUAUUAAUUUUUUUAUGAGCCCAUACUGUCCCACUGCUGGGCAAAGGCCUCCCUCUUAUUCUUCCUCGUGUCCCUAUCCUCGGAAGUCUCCCACCAGUCUCUGUCGAAGGCAUCAAGUUCGUCCCGCCAUCCGACGAGGUCUACCGUGACGCCUUACAACCUGUGGGACCCAACAGAAUAAUAUAUGUGGGGGGUAUAUAUGUGGGAUAAUAGUAUAAACAUGACAAAAACAUUAAAAUAAACACAUGAUACAAUUACAGCUAAACAGAAUAAAUUUGUUCAUCUAGUUCCAGAAUGAUAGCUACUUUCUGCCCAGGUUUAGACCUAAAUUAUAUCAUAAAUCUGAUCAUUUUAAUGAGUUUACCACCUACAUCAUCUGUUACUAUACAAAUGCUGAGAAUAUCGAUCAUAAAUCGUCCUAUAAUACAUAUUAGAUUGCUUAAAUAUUAUCAUUUUUGUGUACUCACUUUAAGUAAGCUCUGAAUAAUAGAAAGAAACGACCGAUAACAAACUCAUAAAACUUUAUCGAUACAUUAUUUCAAAAUCAAAUAAAAAUACUAGCUCAGCUGCAAUACGACUAACUUGGCUAAGAUGUUGAUAUUUACAGUACUAUAUUUUUCAUGUGCUCUGGCUACUGGCGAUAUGUAUAAAGAAUCAUCUGUUAGUAAUAUAGCUAGCAACUUAGUGGAUAUUCUAGAUUUACAUGCAGCAGACAAUCCAAAACUGAACGAAUUAAGAGGAAAAUUAAAGACGAUAAACAAAUAUGUUGUUGAUAAAGAAAAAAUGGCAGAAUUGUUGUUAAAUGAAAGCAGAGACACUACAUUAAACGAAACCAAUUUCUAUGAAGCUCUAAAUGAUAAUGAUGGAUUCAGACUAUUACAGUUAAACGAAGAACCUAAAAAUCUCUAUUUAAAAUUGAAAGAAAAAAUGAAUCGAGAUGAUAUUUUAAAAAUCGUUUUUGAAAAAAACCCUGCCAAAAUUGUACAAUCGUUUAGAAGGUCAAUGAAUAUGAAAGAGGAAGUACCAGGACUUGACGAGGAAAUAAUAGAAGAGGUAGCCGAUAAAAUGUUAGGAGAAAAGCUAAAGGAUGAACAUAAGUUCGAUGAAGAUAAUUUAACCAAUAUUUACUGGGAUCCAAAACCAGAACUAGAAGACCUAAAAGAGUACCACAGCCAUUCCGGACGACGUAUCUACAAAGGCGAACGCACCGUCAUCCAGAAGUACCCAUUCAUGGCUUCCAUUCACAUCAUGGGUCGGUUCUGGUGCGGCGGGGUGCUGUACUGGCACGACCUGGUGUUGACGUCGGCGGCUUGCUUGCAACUUAUGCACAACAACCGAUUCUUCCGAGAAAACCCUCGCGUGCUUCAAGUGCGCAUAGGCAGCAACCACAGCAGGAUCAGCGGCGAACUUGUCGACGCACUUGAGGUCUACUUCCACCCGACCUACAACCCGCGCACACUGGCGGACAACAUCGCCGUCAUCCGCCUGCGGUACCGCAUCGCCUUCAACCACCACCGCGUGCCGAAGAUCAUCGACAUCUCGCACUUCGACCACAACCCCGCCGCCUCUGAAGUGCUGGUGUUAGGGUGGGGUGUUACUAGGAUGUCCAACCGCCUCGCAUACGAGCCAGUAUUUCUACAGCGCAAAUUUUUGCCCGUCUACCCGAACUCUUUCUGCAAAGAAAUCUACGGCGAUAAAUUUAUAACUCAGCAGCAAUUCUGCGCUGGCACACUAACUACAGGAGAAGGGGCAUGCGAUCACGACGCCGGGGGUCCGGCCAUCCUGUCCGGCAAGCUGGUGGGCAUCAUAUCGUUUGGGCCGACGGUCUGUGGGUACACUAACGCUCCGACCGUGUUCACACUGGUCGGCUCCUAUGCAGACUGGAUCGAGAAAGUCAAUGAUUCGAUGCCGGACUACUAUCGACUGACCGUGCGCACGUCCACGAUUGGCGUCAAACCUUCCAAUAACUUCAAACGGCUCACCACGAAGUUGGCUUAUGAAGAAGAAAUAUAAAUUACUUCAACUGUAUUGUAUACGAGGAACCCAAGAGAUUUUAACCACGCAUUUCUGGGGCCAAAAGAUGGAAAAAAAAUUAUAAUGAGUUUAAGUCAAUUUCAAUAUACAUUGUUCUUUUUUUCGAUUUUAUGUACAUCAAAUUUAAACGUUAUUUGUAAA